AUGGAAGACACAAUCGUCCUCUACCCAGCUCCGGGAAGAGGCCACGUCAACUCCACCAUCGAAUUUGGCAAGCUCCUCCUCCGCCAUUACAACCACCACCCCGCCGCCGCCGUAACAAUCACCGUCGUCAUCACCCCUCUCCCGUUCGAAACCAGCUCCCCCGCCGUGGACACAUACCUGGAUUCAGUCUCGGCGGACCACAACGCCUCCAUCACAUUCCUCCGCCUCCCUCUGCUUUCCCCUUCCACGUACUCUGUCGGCGGCGAUUUCGCCACCGCCAUCCCCGCCCUGUUCUACCGGCUUCCCCUGCUCCAAAACCCCCACCUCCGCGGCUCGCUCUCCGACCUCUCCAAGUCCAAGCGUGUGAAAGCCCUGGUCCUCGAUUUCUUCUGCAACGCCGCCGUCCGAGUCGCCGACGAGCUCGGAAUCCCCUUCUACUUCUACUUCACCAGCUGCGCGUGUGACUUGGCACAGUUUCUCCACUUCCCCGUAACCCACGGGGCGUCGGUGAAGGGCGUCGUCGAUUCUCCAGUCCCCGUCCCCGGGCUGCCGCCCGUGCCGUCGGAGGACAUCCCUCCGGCGAUGGCCGAUCGGUCCUGCGAGGCCUAUUCCGAUUUCAUCGACACCGCCCACAACAUGGUCAGAUCCGCGGGGUUAAUCGUGAAUUCCUUCGAAUUGCUCGAGGGGAAGGCGAUUCGAGCGAUUGCCGAAGGGAAAUGUACCCCUGGUAGGCGUCCGCCGCCGGUUUACUGCGUCGGCCCGGUUGUGGAGGAGGGGAAAGGACGUAAUUGCAGUAGGCGGCACGCGUGUCUGACCUGGCUGGACUCGCAGCCCAAGGGCAGCGUUGUGUUUCUCUGUUUCGGGAGUGCAGGGGUUUUCUCCCGUGCUCAGAUAACAGAGGUGGCGAUUGGAUUGGAGAGGAGCGGGGCCAGGUUCCUGUGGGUGGUGAAGAAUCUUGCGAUCGGCGGCGGCCGGCCAACGACGGAGGAUGAUGAGUUCGACCUCGGCUCGAUCCUGCCGUCCGGGUUCCUGCACAGGACGGAGGGCAGGGGAUUCCUGGUGAAGCGGUGGGCCCCGCAGGUGGAGGUGCUGAACCACGAGUCGGUGGGCGGAUUCGUGACUCACUGCGGGUGGAACUCGGUCCUGGAAUCGCUCUGCGCGGGCGUGCCGAUGAUCGGGUGGCCGUUGUACGCGGAGCAGAGGUUGAAUCGGCAUUUCAUGGUCGAGGAAAUGGGUGUGGCUCUGGAGCUGACAGAGUCGGAAGGCCAGAUUGUGAAGGCGGAGGAGUUAGAGAAGCAGGUGGUCGAGCUGAUGAUGAUGGUGUCGCGAUCUGAGAAGGGGAAGGCGGUGCGGGAACGUGUCGUGGCUGUGAAGGCUGGUGCGGCGGUGGCGAUGAGUGAUGGUGGAUCUUCCCGCGUUGCUGUUACCAAGCUGGUGGAGUCGUUUAGACAAUGUUGA
Messenger RNA from Linum tenue, 1458 nucleotides. The record is from the annotation of a GenBank genome assembly. Lineage: Eukaryota; Viridiplantae; Streptophyta; Magnoliopsida; Malpighiales; Linaceae.